AUGAUUCCUCGCACAGCAUCCCGGGCGCUCCUUGCAUCCGCUAGACCAUCGGUUCGCUCAUCGAUUCCCCGAGCUAGCGCCAUUCGCCCCGCCGUGUCGCCCUUCUGCCGCUCCUUCCAGUCUUCCCCGGCAAUCCGCAAGGGAAUUCACCCAGAGUCCGCGAACCCCCCAGCUCCAAACCCACAGUCUGCGCCCGUGGCCGGAGCUGCUUCUCAUGUCACCGACCCGUCACCAUUGACACCCGAGGAAUACUACGAGUACUCUGAGCACUACUUCAACGUGCUGCUAGCUCACCUGGAAACGGCGCAAGAGGAGGGUGCCGACAUCGAAGGUGAAUACAGUGCUGGCGUUCUUAACGUUUCCGUUCCCGCAAUUGGCACAUUCGUGCUCAACAAGCAACCACCCAACAAGCAGAUCUGGCUCAGCUCACCCAUCACUGGGCCUAAGCGCUUUGACUGGAUUGUCGAGGGCGAUUACAUGCAUGAGAAGCAGGAUUCGCGACCCUUUGUCAAUGGACAGUGGAUUUACCUGCGUGAUGGGACUAACUUGACUGAUCUGCUGAACUCCGAGUUGACUUUGCGUCUACCCAAGGAUAUUUACAGUGAAGUUGUUGAAUAA
Penicillium olsonii is the source of this 618-nucleotide messenger RNA. The record is from the annotation of a GenBank genome assembly. NCBI's taxonomy places the organism in Eukaryota, Fungi, Ascomycota, Eurotiomycetes, Eurotiales, Aspergillaceae.